CCUACCCAACGGUUUAAAAGGAGAUUAAGCCACUGCCAAAUAUGACAACCAACAUCCUGAAGGAUAUUCUAAAAAUACCAGAGAGGCUCUACAUGGUUCAGCAGUUUAACCAAUGCAUCGUCUCUGCAUCGCAGAGAGUGAAAGACUACGUUGGCUUUCAGGACCCUGAGGGCAAACUGAAGCUCAGUAACUCCGUGCUGAUUGAUAUCUUCCUGAUGACUUACAUUAACCGGAGCAUGCAGUGUAAGCUCACCGAAUCAAUCAGGUGUACCAGACUGACCGAUGAGCAAGCCAUUCUGCUGGGCGCUGACUGGGUUUGGUCUGUGCAUGAUCUGCCCUCCAAAAACCCCAAGCUGCAGAUUGCCGUGCAGGUGAUUCACAUGGAGAGGAAGGAAGAGGAGGAGGAAGAGAAGAGGUUUAAGAUCACUGAAUCUAUGGAAGUUGCCAGGGCAGUGGUGAUCAAUAAGACCAACCACGAGAAGAUUGCCAGCUUCUGCAACUCCAUCGGCAAGGACUGCUACGGGCUCUUCCUCUUCUUCGGGCACAAGGGGAACCCAAAGACAAUCUGCGGAGUCCUCAGCAACAACUUCCACGCACGUUUAGAGAACGGGCACAGGCUGGACAAUGCCUUCCUGUUGGAAAGCAUCGAGAAGGCCAAGACUGUUAUCACGCCAGGAAGAAUGUUGGAGCUAAUCCUUCAGAAAGAAGAUCAGCCAGAGGACUUAAAGCCAAUCUGUGUCAAGUUUACUCAGUGA
Molecule: messenger RNA, 755 nt
Organism: Hypanus sabinus (Atlantic stingray)
Lineage: Eukaryota; Metazoa; Chordata; Chondrichthyes; Myliobatiformes; Dasyatidae
Gene: rep15
Product: RAB15 effector protein
Exons: 2
Coding region: 42-755 (237 amino acids)
Biological process (GO): receptor recycling
Source: RefSeq, a predicted model, not a curated record